AUAGAGCUGAACGAUGAAGGUGGCGAUUUUGAUCACUUUCCUUUUGGUCACAGCUCACUGCACACCAAUACGAGAACAUUAUUCUGCAAGGCCCUAUCAUCCUUUAUUAUGCUUGAAGCUCCUUCAGAGAUUAUCGAAAUACUGGAGCACCUGCAGGAAACCACCAAUGAGCAGACCUACUACUGUAGUCCCCAUGCCACCAUUUCCACCAGUCUCUCCUUUGAAUCCCGACCAAACAGUCCCUCAUACCCCUGACAGACGUGGAGAUUCAUGAGUCAUAAACUUCUGCAGGAAUUUCAAGGCCAAAGACAACGUCUUCUUCCUCUGGCCGCCUUGUUUAAUACCACAGCUGUAGAGCAAAGAGCUUUGUCUAGUUGCGCCUUUUACGACAGUGUAUCCUUUUCUACAUCGUGGAUAAAAUGA
Molecule: messenger RNA, 423 nt
Organism: Mustela lutreola (European mink)
Lineage: Eukaryota; Metazoa; Chordata; Mammalia; Carnivora; Mustelidae
Product: endotoxic shock protective protein U9-ORF-like
Exons: 4
Coding region: 14-274 (86 amino acids)
Source: RefSeq, a predicted model, not a curated record